AGCGACGUCCCUUUUUUUUUUUUGGUUAUAUUUCUAUUUUAACUACUUGCGGUCUGUCAAUACGCACUGCUGGAACGGGGGCAGCUUGUCACCAACUCGUUCGUCCGGGGUUCAUUGGGCGAAUAGCAUGAGCGCUUCGUCCACCCCAGCGCUGCUUCGCCUGUCGCCGAUAUCCACAACACCCGCUAUCUUACCACCACUACCUCCACCAACACCACCGCACCUGUUGCCCGCCACCCCCAGGCCGCAGCCCUUCUGACCGUUGCUGCGAAGACGACCACGACGACGACGGCCACCACCACCACGCCCCUCCCUUGGAAUCGUCCAGCGUCCCCGCCGCUUAUCCUCGCACACAUGCCAUGACGGCGCAGGUGCAGUCCAUGCCAUCGUUCAGUUCGGAAUUUGGCGCGGUGCGAGAACAGUUCACGCAGCUAUCGACGACGGGACGCGACAUGGAACAGCCCAACCUCGGCACAACCUCCCCCACCGACGACAGUCGCGGCAGGAGAAGGAUCAGAGACGGCCAGAAUUCCGACGAUGCCGACCCAAACGCGCAAGACAGUGCAGAGGGCACUGGUAACUCCAAGAAGCGACGGAGAAGUCGCAAGGGCCUCGACAAGAAGUUCGAGUGCCCGCACGAAGGCUGCGGGAAGAGCUAUUCACGGGCCGAGCACCUGUACAGGCAUCAGUUGAACCACAACCCGAAGCAGAUCUACCACUGCGACUUUCCAGAUUGCCACCGCUCCUUUGUAAGGCAGGACCUGUGCGCACGGCACAAGGAGAGGCACACCGCGCGGGGCUCGCAGCUGCUGCGCAAGGAGAACUUCAUGCAGAACCUCAACCCAAUCGUCACGGCCGCCAUGGCGGCGCAGAAAAAGAAACUACAGCAGCAGCAAAAUUCACCUACGGUAGCUACUCCCCCGCCCUUUUCUGGAUCCAUCUCGUGCAUGCAGAAGGGUGCUGACAGGAACUACCCCACGCAGUCGCCUGUCGCCGGCUCACAUUCCGUUUCCACUUCGUUGGAUCCAAGCUUGUCGUCCUCCGGCUCUGAACCAGGUCAGCCCCUAAAUCUUAGCCGGCCUCCCGUCGACAUAGCUUACCGUCCAGUCAAUACAGGUCUCCAGCGUUCAAACACCUUUUCGUCCUUCUCGGGCGGAACCCAACAGCAAUAUAUCAAGAACGAGAGCUACGCCAAGCCAUAUUCUCCUUACUCACAGGCGGCCACAACCUCCACCGCCACCAAUAGCAGCAACAGCAACCAGCAGUUCAGUCGUCCGACGCACCCAUCGCAGUCUCCCGGCGCUUUCCAACAUCACUCGAAUUUCCCACCCCUCACUCAGCUUCCGCAACCCGCGUACGCCACCAUGAGCCAGGCUCAGUCCGGAGACUCGCAAGGUCACACCUCGUCGGCGUCGGAAAUGACCACGAACAUGAGCGCCGUCUCGGACACCUUCAUGGAGGGAAUGACGCCGACGUACGCCGUGCCCAUCUUCGGUGGUGAAGGCUACAGCCGAUCUCCGUUCGCCAUGGCCGACGACUUUGCUGCCUGGCUGUUCAGCGAUCCAAACGUGGGCUCUGGCACCUCGCCCAUGGCCGGAUUUCAGCCCGGCAGCACCAACCCCGUGGCGAACGCGAGCUUCGGCAUGAACGCCCCCUAUUUCGGCCAGGAGACGAUGUUCAGCGGGCCCUUGCAUCAGGCGAUGCCUCCCCAAGGACACCAAAUGGCCGUCAGCAAUCUCAUCGACACAAACAUGCAGCAGAUGGCGCUGUCGGAGGAGCGACGACAGGAACUUCUCUACCUUAUCGACACUCGCUUCAACGACACGGCGCACGCACCGGUCAGGAAACGCGACGACCUGCUCGACGGCGACCGCAACAACGACAGGCACGUGCUGAGCUUGAACAUGAUGCAAACCUACAUCGCGUCCUUCUGGCUGCAUUUCCACCCGCAGAUGCCCAUCCUGCACAAGCCAACAUUCCAAGCCAACAACUGCCCUCCGCUCCUGCUCCUGGUCAUCAUCACGCUGGGCGCGUCCUGCCUGGAAAAGACUUACGGCUACGAGAUGACGCAGAACGGAGCGGAUCUAUCCGCCUUCCUCGCCUGGCAUCUGCGCUGGGAGAUCUUCAUGGAUGCCGACUUUCGACCGCCCGCGAAGCUGUGGGUGUUCCAGGCCCUGCUUCUGCUUGAGAUCUUUGAGAAGAUGUACUCGACAAGGCCGCUGCACGAGCGAGCGCACAUCCACCAUGCCACGACGCUGACCCUGAUGAGGCGCGGCAGCUCGUUGAUAGGGCGAUCGUCGGCCGACUCCCCGCCAAGCGGCACCGAUAGCCAUUCCGCAAGCAGACACGGCUCAGUAAAUGGGGCCUCGCAUUACUCGAAUCAGUUCACUGCAGACGAGUGGUGGAACCAAUGGAUCACAAACGAGGCAACGCGUCGGGCGGCCUUCGCGGCUUUUGUCAUGGAUUCCAUCCAUGCCACCAUGUUUGGCCACUCGGCGGUCAUGGUCGCGCACGAGAUGCGUCUUCCGCUGCCCUGCGACGAGGCCUUGUGGAACGCGACGAGCAGCGCGGAGGUUGGCCGAGUCGAACAGAGCUUGCACCAGAACGGAAUCAAGCCAACCACGUUCCUGGACGGCCUCAAGAAAACGUUGAACGGAGAGCCGGUUCGGACCAACUCGUUCGGACGGACCAUUCUGAUGGCCGGCCUUCUGAGCGUAUCUUGGCACAUGAACCAGCGAGAUCUGCAAGUCAGCUCCUUGGGCGUCUCGCAAGCCUUGGGCGGGAGGGACAAGUGGAGGGGCUCCUUGACGCGAGCGUUCGACUUUUGGAAGAUCGACCUGGACCAUUCGUACGCCAAGGCGAACGAAGGCCAGCAGUAUCCAUACUACUCAAGCAAGGGAGCCGACGACGAGAACAUCUUCGAAAGCCGGACGGUCCUGCACCAUCUUGCACACAUGGCCAUGCAUGUCGACAUAGUGGAUUGCCAAAUCUUCGCCGGUGCGACUCGCUUGCUCGGUCGUAGCAUCACCCCGCAGGACUACGCCGGCGCGCAGCGGCGGAUGAAGGAUGGUUGGGCGCCCACCGCACGGGCCCGUGACGCGACGUUCUAUGCACUGCGCUUCCUCAGCCAGGUUCUCGUACCAGAAGACGGCAGCGGUGCCAUGGCCAAGCCGGAGUUCCUGUACAACGCGCGAGACGACUAUCUGCUCAAUCGGCCGUGGGUGCUGUACUUUGCCACUCUUAUCGUGUGGUCGUAUGGCUACGCGCUGGACGGCCCUAUCCAGCCUAUGUAUAAACUGAGCAAUCACGAGGAGGUUGUCAAUGAUAUGCAAGGCUUCCUGAGGCGCGUGGGUGGCGUCAGAGCACCUGAUGAUCUGUCGAAGAUGCAAAACCGCAAUGCCUGUCUGGGCUUGCUCAUUCUCAUGAGGGACACUUUCUCAAACACGAGAUGGGAGCUCUUGCACGAAGCGAGCAAGCUGCUCACAAAGUGUAUCGACAUGCUCUCGGCUAGUCAGCUUCCCUAGUUUCGUCUCGCGCGUCAUUUCCUGACUCGGCCUUUUCUUCGCCCCGUCCCACGGGAAGCAAGAAACGACCGGCCGGGGAAACGUUUCUCUGCGAACCUCCAAUUCCCCAAACGAAGCAAAGCGAGGGUUCUCGCUGAGGAAACGUGUCUGCCAUGAGCGUAGGCAUUGUCUUUCGCAUCAAGCGAGUGUCCGCUCAGCAUACGUGACACUCUCCAUCAGGAUCGACAUCCAAUCGUCGGACAUUUUUUUUUUCCAGUCUCACGCAACGAGUCGAUUCCACUUUCGACGCCACGUUUUCAUGACCCACCCUCGCACGGAGGCCUCUUCUGUCCAUACCAUUUUCUACCGGUACCCUCUGACCUCCAUGCGGUAGAGGCUUAUUCCUACUCGGGAAAUCUUUCUCAUUUGUAUGAUAAGAAUCUCUUCUGUACAUGUCGCAGUUCCAGAGGCGGAUCCCGCUACCUGGAGGACGAGGAAGUCGUACGAAGAUGCGAAUUGACGAACCCCUCGAUUAGAAGCGCUGGCGAACACUUUUCUCCAAGCACAAUGGCGAAGUGGAUAAUAAUCGACCUUUGGUUCAAAUUACUCUUGUUUAUCUUUCUCUCUGACAUUGCGUGGGAGAGGCAUCUCCUUCAUAUCUGUUACCUCAAAACUUCUCGAAGUGCACUGAUGUGCCUCUCUCACCUUCGAAUCGCGCCCGCAAAUAUCUCUUUUCUUUUGGGAGCUGCGCCUCUCUCUUACUUUAUACCCACAUUUGUCAAUUCUGUUGAUUGGUUGCUAUCUGACUUGCUGUCCUUACAGAGAAGUGUUUUUUUAAACGUAUAUUUUGCGGGGGGAUUGAAUAUCAACAUGGAUUCCCCAUGGGGCUUAUGUCUACAGGAGUCAUCACAAAAUUGGAUUGGCGGAGAGAAAUGAGGAAUCAAACAACGAGCAUCUCUUCUGGAGUCUUACGCGCUCUGAUUCAUAUACGAUGGGCAAAAGACCAGAGCACAUAGCGCAUAAACGAAUUUUUUGUUGUCGUUGUAGUUUUUUGCUGCUUGAAUUUUUUUUGACCCACUUUCCUAAGGAAUAAUCAAAAUCAGAAAACC
Molecule: messenger RNA, 4612 nt
Organism: Verruconis gallopava
Lineage: Eukaryota; Fungi; Ascomycota; Dothideomycetes; Venturiales; Sympoventuriaceae
Exons: 3
Coding region: 360-3524 (1054 amino acids)
Biological process (GO): DNA-templated transcription; regulation of transcription by RNA polymerase II
Cellular component (GO): chromatin
Molecular function (GO): RNA polymerase II cis-regulatory region sequence-specific DNA binding; zinc ion binding; DNA-binding transcription factor activity, RNA polymerase II-specific
Source: RefSeq, a predicted model, not a curated record